UGCCGGCGACCGUUGACAGUGAACCGUCGCGCGCGCCGCGCCGACUACAAUUCGAACGCAACACCCUUAAACAACUAAGUUCCUCAUUAACAGUUACAGUGGGUGUUUUGGUGUAACCUCAGUUUGUUGUGUUUAGACUGAUUACACUUGAAGUGUUGUACGAGUUUACACUAGUUUUGGAUAUUGGACAAGUGCUAAUAAGUGACUGUGCGUGCUAUGCCGCAAUUAAGAGCUUAGCAGUCUUCUGCGGGCGAUGCUCACAGGAGAGCAUGUGAUGCCGGCCUUUGACGCCCGGCGCCAUGCCCACGCCGCUGCAGCCCGGCGGCCCCGCUAGCGGCCCGCCCCCGGAGCGCAAGCGGCGCCGCAAGCGCGACGAUCCGCAGAGUUCAGCCGCUCUAGAGCCCGACGACGACGACGGCGACAUGAGUCCCGAAGAGGAGCCGCGCAACGUACCGGCGGCACCUGCGGCUCCCACGCCAGCGCCAUCCUCUGCUCCUGCUCCCACAUCGCCACCCGCCGCCCCUGAUGCAGUCGAUCUCACUUCCAGACGAGAUUCGCCGCCGCUCUCCUCAGACGUAGAGCGGUUUGACGGCAAAAUCGUCUACAACCCUGAUGGAUCUGCCUACAUCAUUGAAGACCCAGAACUGUCAGAGGGCGAAGCUAGCAUACCAGACUUACCCAAAAUCGAGCCUGGGUGCAUUGUCGAUAGUCGCGACAGCAAUGUGGUCGAGAAACAACUUGAAUUUCCUCAAAUAGCUAGCGCGUUUUAUGUAUCACGGAACCCCUCGUUAUAUGGAGCACUCUAUGGAAGACUGGCCGCAGAAAGAGCACGUGCGAGACCCGAUGCACCUGUAAUGCAUAGCUACCGAGUGUUUAGUUUUCGUGGAGGGAAAGACGCUCCUAGGCCACCAUCUCCACCUGCAGAGUGUCCUGUCAGCGUGCCAGUCAAACCUAUUCUUAUGUGUUUUAUAUGUAAAUUAAGUUUUGGUUAUGCUAAAUCCUUUGUGGCUCAUGCACAAUCGGACCACAGUUUAUCAUUACUUGACUCUGAAAGGGACGCGUUAUCAAGAGAAAAUGCUUCUGCUAUAAUUCAAUGUGUUGGAAAAGAUAAAGAACCAUUAGUAUCAUUUUUAGAACCUGUUGGUGCUGCAGCACCUCCUCGAGCAUCUGCUUCUGGAAGCCCUGCAAAUAUGUCUGAACUAUCAAGUCCAUCCAUCGAUAAACGACCAGACAUGAUGACUCCGGAUAGAGACAAUGAUUCGAUGUUACCCAAUGGUACAUGUGAUGAUAGAAGGCCCAGCCCUAACACUUGGAGACCGCCAAGAUCAUUAGCCGAAUCGAUGGUACCCCAACAUUCUUUGAUCUCUGUGGCUCAUCCUCAUACAAUUAACGCAUCAGUACAACAAAGGGUUAGUCCUAAUUCAUCUCCGCCUUUCCAAGCGACUCCACCAGCUUUUCUGUCAGGCACAACGAUAGGAGUUUGCCCUGACCAUCUCGGAGGGCGGCCGUCUGGUGCUGAUUGCCCGAAAUGUGAACUGAUUCUUAAUUCUGGAAGAUUAGGGGGGCCAUUAGCUGGCAUGCAUAGUAGAAAUUCAUGUAAAACGCUGAAAUGUCCGAAGUGUAACUGGCACUACAAAUACCAAGAAACCUUGGAAAUUCAUAUGAAGGAAAAACAUCCAGAGGCCGAGACGAGUUGCAUAUAUUGUAUAGCGGGUCAACCGCACCCUAGGCUAGCACGCGGUGAAACUUACACCUGCGGGUACAAACCCUACCGCUGUGAAGUGUGCAAUUACUCAACUACGACGAAGGGUAAUCUAAGUAUACAUAUGCAAUCAGAUAAGCAUUUAAAUAAUAUGCAGGAAUUACAAAAUGGAGGCAAUCCAGGUGAGAGCAGUCUACCUCCAGCUCCUCAACAUACUCCACCGGGAGUACAUAAACCUCCACUUCCUCAUCAUUCGCCAUUAGGGCAAAAACCGAAACCUACAUUUCGGUGUGAUGUUUGCAAUUAUGAAACAAAUGUGGCACGUAACCUUAGAAUACACAUGACAUCAGAGAAGCAUACGCAUAACAUGCUUGUAUUACAACAAAACGUAAAACACAUGCAGACGCUGUCAGCAUUACAUCACAGGCAACAAAGUCAACAACAACUUGAGAGUUUAUUGCAUUUUCACAGUAGUGAUGCUCCUCCACCAAAUCCCGAAGCAGCAUUAGCGGACAUGGCAUACAACCAAGCCCUGAUGAUUCAGCUUAUGACUGGGGGCCCGGGUCCAUCCCCACCAGAACUUGGUGCUCACCUAGAUGUUGGUUUAAAUCCAGAAGCCAUGGAACCACCGCCAGAACCAGCGGAUCCUGAACCAGAGAGAACGUUCCAUUGUUGUAUAUGCAAUUGUUUCUCUACCGAUUCCCUAGAAGCGCUCGGUCAUCAUUUAGCGCAGGACAGAACCAAGAUAAGAGAACAAGAGAUUUUGGCACUUGUAGCCGGUCAUUACGUUUGCAAACUUUGCACAUACAAAACUAAUUUGAAAGCAAAUUUCCAAUUGCACUGCAAGACUGAUAAGCAUUUACAAAGGUUACAGCAUGUAAAUCAUGUGAAAGAAGGUGGUCCACGGAAUGAGUGGAAAUUGAAAUUUUGUGGUGGUGUUACCACUGGCGGUGCUGGCGUCGGUGGUGUCCAAGUGAGAUGUUGUGCAUGUGAUUAUUAUACCAAUUCUGCACACAAACUACAAUUACACGCCGCUGGUGCUAGGCACGAGGCUGCUGCUCUUUUACUGAGGCAUCUUCGUGAAUGUGCUUCGCGAAUUCCUCGAGAACGACCUAGAGUUUACCGCUGUGCUCUUUGUGGCUUCGGUGCCCCGCACCGACUACCUCUCUUGCAACAUGUUCGUUCUGUCAAACAUCUACAGAUGGAACAAAUACAUCAACUGCAGAGGCGAUCAGAAGGCAAAGAUCCAACACCUGAUGUCGCUGAACUAUUCCAAGUCAUCCCUCAACCAACCGAACUGCCGAGUCCGUUCGAACAACAAGAGACUGAAACAAAGGAACCUAUCGAUCAGAAACCUGAAUUAACUCAAGAGCAAAAAAUGAUGAGAUUUUUGGAACAACAUCAACAACAACAGCAGCAGCACCAGCAACAAUCUCAACAACAAAAUCAACAAUCUCCUGGCGAUAGAGAAGAUGAAAGAGAAACGCCUGGACCACAUGCAUGUCCAUAUUGCAAUUUUAGUUGUGGUACUGAGGCUCGCUUACAUGCCCAUGUAUCUACCAUACAUGGCGACACAGUAAGGCAUUUUAUCUGCCCGCUUUGUCAGGACGCAUUCAAGGAGCGUCCGGCUCUUGAGAGACAUGUAAUGCAAAUUCAUUCCGUCAACUCAGAGGGUCUACAACGGCUGUUGUUACUUGUCGAUCAAAGUCACUGGCUAAAUGGUGGAACUCAACAACGAGAUGAAUCAAGACAAGGAGAUGAAGACCGGGAGAUAUCCUCGCCUCGUUCAGAAGGCAGCGCAGACGGCGAGAUGGAACGAUGCUCAACAUGCAACCGCACAUUCCGGAAUGUCGACGAACUUUGUCAACAUCAGAAUGAAUCCGGCCAUUUAGAAUUAAAACAAACACCGCAAGGCCCCGGAUAUGUGUGUUGGAAAAAAGGAUGCAAUCGUUACUUUGACGCCGCACACGCCCUACAAAAUCAUUUCAGAGAGGCACAUGCCCGAAAUUCUAUUGCAAACAUGUCUGUAUCGGAAAAACACGUGUAUAAAUACCGAUGCAAUCAGUGCAGUUUGGCUUUUAAAACUGUAGAAAAAUUGCAGCUCCAUUCACAAUAUCACGUGAUAAGAGAUGCCACCAAAUGCGUUUUAUGCGGUCGAAGCUUUAGAUCAGUAUUGGCGCUUCAAAAACAUGUUGAAACUUCACACCCUGAACUCUCAGAGGAGGAAUUAGCCGCUUUUAAACGUAGCCUUGCAUCGAAUCCCUUACUUCAAGCCGCUCAAGGUACGGCUUUGGACAAUGCGACUGCUGAACUGUUUCGCAAAGAAGCUUUAAGAACACCCGAUGACGACCUUGCGGAUAUGGAAGAUAGAGAUUCAAGCGCAACCGUCGCCGAUGAAUCUGCACAUAACGAUGCCGAAAAUUCUGACGAUUCCAUUGUUUACAAAGACCAACAAUUUUUAGAAGACUAUCUGAACUCUCAGGCUAUGGCCGAAGAUUCAUAUAAUGAUCCUAACCGAAAAUAUAAAUGUCAUAGGUGCAAAGUUGCUUUCACACGACAAUCUUAUUUGACAGCCCAUAACAAAACACUACUGCACAGGAAAGGCGAGAAAUUGACAUACCCAAUGGAAAAGUAUCUUGACCCUAAUAGACCAUUCAAGUGUGACGUAUGUAAAGAGUCGUUCACCCAAAAGAAUAUUUUGCUGGUGCAUUACAACAGUGUGAGUCAUUUGCACAAAUUGAAGCGCGCAAUGCAAGAACAACAAAAUAAUAAUAACCCUCCCGUUUCGCCUGGGGCGGGUUCCGCGCCGUCUAAUUUGACUCUCACACCUAAGAGCACAUCGAGCGAGGAAGAUGACCGAAAACGCUAUAAAUGCAACAUUUGCAAAGUAGCUUACACGCAAGGUAGCACCCUUGAUAUUCACAUGCGGUCGGUGCUACAUCAAACGCGGGCCGGGAAGUUACAGGAGCUCGCCGCGGCCGGACACGUUGAUUUGACACGGCCUUUAGUAGAGCAGCCAGAUAGAAACGACCCCGCUAAAAUUUUACAAGACGUGUUGUCACCGAAAAAUACAUCACCUUCAUCUACAAGUAGUGGGGGUCCGCGUUCCUCACCCCCCGCGCGGCCAGGUAGCCCGCGGUCCCCCCGCUCAGGUAACGCCGCGUGCGAACGUUGUCAUGCUUCAUUCCCAAACGGGGACCUUCUCGAUGCACACCGUACAAACUCAUGUCCCUUUAACGAUGCGCGCGCGCACUCGCCAUUAGGUGAAUCUGAAGUAGCUGUUCUUGACGAGAUGGUUGCCAAGGGCAAUCCGCCCAAAAGAAACUCGCAAAUGUAUAAACAAUUACUUGAAACCUUUGGUUUCGAUCUCGUCAUGCAAUACAAUGAAAAUCAACGGCGAAAAUUACAAGAGGAACGAGAAAUGGCGCGAGCGCCGAGUCCUCCGCCACCACCACCUGAAGAAAAACCUCCAGAUGGUGAAACGAAGUCGACGUGUCAACAUUGUAACAAGGAAUUUUCUAGUGUAUUUGUGUUAAAGACUCAUUGUGAAGAAGUGCAUAAGGACAAAGUGCCCUUGGAGUUUUUAGAGCAAUUUGCUGAACAGUUCAAAUCGGAAUACGAAAGGAAAUCUGGUGCACCAAACUCGCCUCGUGCCGCGUCUCCUGCGCCGCAAGGCGACCGGUCUCCUUCUCCGCGAGGUGAUAGUGCUUCGAAUUUCAAUGAAAAUGGAAAUGCGCAGAGUGAGGCGCAAGCCGGCGCUUUGCUGGCUGCGCAAGUACAAGAGAUGCAGGCUGCGCUUAAUAUGUUACAACUUCAGCAGCAACUGGGCCAACUACAUCCGAUGGUCGCCCAGAUGCUAUCGCUGGGUUUACCACUAGGUCUGAACAUGGGUGCACUAGCAGCCAUGAAUCUGCAGCCACCUCUGGUACCGCUGAUGCUGCCUCCACCACCGUUCGACGGGAUGCCCUUCGGACACGACGCUCAGAUGAAACAACAACAAAUUUUGCAGCAGCAACAGGCGAACGCUGCAGCUGGUCAAAAACGAGCUAGAACUAGGAUAACUGAUGAGCAACUAAAAAUAUUAAGAGCUCACUUUGACAUAAAUAAUUCACCAAGUGACGAAGCUAUCGCUAAAAUGGCUAAACAAUCUGGCUUGGCUACCAAAGUAAUUAAACAUUGGUUCCGAAACACUUUGUUCAAAGAACGCCAACGUAAUAAAGACUCACCUUACAACUUCAACAAUCCGCCAUCUACCACACUGAAUCUUGAAGAGUAUGAGAAAACUGGUGAAGCCAAAGUCACACCUCUAGAUUCCUCUGCAAGUUCUGAUGAAGGGAAGCCACCGCCAGAGAAAAAGGCAAAGACGGAAGAUUUGUCUCAUUUGAAUCCUAGCCAUCAAGAAGUAAAAGCAGAACCAAAUGAUGAACCCACCAUGGAGGAAAAGUACAACUCUUAUGAUGAUAGGCAUCAAGAAGAUAAAAGUUUUAUUUUCCCACAAGCUCCUUCGCAGAGUCCUGCCCCAAUUUCAAAUUCUGAUCUUCCACAUAACAUGUCACGACCACAUACUCCAACGCAUUUGUCGUUAAAUUCUCUAAUACAAUCUCAAUUAGACUCCAUACCGGCUACAAGUAUACCACAGCCGUCCCAUCCAUCGAUGCUGCCACCAAAGCUUAAUCCGAAUUUCACGUCCCCAAACUCCGCGCCCCCGAACGUCCUACCUUUGACCCCAAAUCGCAGCCUCAGUCCUGGCAGAGGACCGGCCGAUUUCGGACUUUCCGGGGGCAACUCGAACGGAUCCAACAGCUCGGGGUCUUCUGGCAAACGCGCCAACAGAACUAGAUUUACUGAUUACCAAAUAAAGGUCCUCCAAGAAUUUUUUGAAAAUAACGCCUAUCCUAAAGAUGAUGAUCUUGAAUACUUAUCAAAGCUUUUAGGACUCAGCCCAAGAGUAAUAGUUGUUUGGUUUCAAAAUGCCAGACAAAAGGCGAGAAAAGUAUAUGAAAAUCAGCCAGCUGCUGAGCCCCCCGCGGGAGCAACGGAUGACGCAAACAGGUUUCAAAGAACACCGGGGCUUAACUAUCAAUGUAAGAAGUGCCAAUUAGUAUUCCAGCGAUAUUACGAGUUGAUAAGACAUCAGAAAACGCAUUGUUUUAAAGAAGAAGAUGCUAAACGAUCUGCUCAAGCGCAAGCAGCCGCUGCCCAAGUAGCCGCCACGUUGAGUAGUGAGGAUUCAAAUUCUAGUACUGUAGAGCAUCACGUGCCCCACGUGCCAGUCUCACCAGCGCCUCCGCGGACUCCUACCCCAGCUGCUCCUAACUAUCCAGUGUCUCCGGCGCCUACAACCCCACUUACCCCAGUAACACCCCUGGCACAUCCUCCUAGAGAAGAAAAAGAUGGAAAUUUUCAAUGUGAUAAAUGCAACCUAGUCUUCCCACGAUUUGAUUUAUGGCGAGAGCAUCAACUGGUUCACAUAAUGAACCCAAACUUAUUUCCUACAUAUCCCCCUGAUUCUCCUUUUGGAAUUUUACAACAACAUGCUCAGCUUCAACAAUUAAAUGCCACGCUGGGAAACGAAGAGGCUCGUCACCCUUUAGUUGCCGCUUUAAACCAACAGGUUGCUAAGAGGAAAUUCGAUGAAUUUGAAGAGGUUGAUUCAACUGGAGACCAGCCAAAAGAUAAACGUUUAAGAACAACUAUUUUACCGGAACAAUUGGACUAUCUCUAUCAAAAGUACCAAAUUGAAUCAAAUCCUUCCCGAAAGAUGCUCGAGAAUAUUGCUAGAGAGGUCGGGCUAAAAAAACGAGUGGUACAAGUAUGGUUUCAAAAUACACGAGCUCGUGAGAGGAAAGGUCAAUUUCGAGCACAUGCACAAGUUAUAAACAAAAGAUGUCCCUUUUGUCCUGCUUUGUUCAAAGUAAAGAGUGCGUUAGAAAGCCAUUUAAGUACUAAACAUGCAGACCAGUGUGCGCGAGGAGAAAUAAAUGUUGACGCUCUUCCUGAUGAAGAAUUAAGUACGGAAUCGACUCCCAGUUUUGGCUCUCAACAAAGUGACAGGCAGCAAAAUUUUUCCCAAGCGGGGGCGCCCAUGUUGCCCCCUAUCUUUCCGCCGUUUCACUCAGACAUGGAGAAAUUUAUCAAGCAGUACAGUGAAGAAUCAAUGAAAAGAUACGUGAGUGAGUUGCAAGCUCAUGCCGCUGCUCAACAAAACGGGGGCACCAAUGAGUCUAAUGAAACGCCGCGACAUGGGAAAUCAGAAAUACCUUUAGAUCUAAGCAAACCAGUUGAUUUAUCGAGACCAGGAUCUGAUGCUGAUGAACGAUCAGAUACAGCAUCUGAAACGAUGGAAUUUUACGAAGAAGACGAGCCUACGUCACCUUUACCGGGCCAGACGGCAACGCCUCGACCGCCGGGCAAAAGAUUUCGCACUCAGAUGUCCUCCUUGCAAGUGAAAAUAAUGAAGUCUUUAUUUGGUGACUAUAAAACACCAACUAUGGCUGAGUGUGAAGCUCUCGGACGCGAAAUCGGACUUCCUAAACGUGUAGUGCAAGUGUGGUUCCAAAACGCGCGUGCCAAAGAGAAGAAAGCGCGCCUAGCGGCAGGGCUCCCAGAAGUGUCAGAUGCGCCGCCGCCGGAGGAGUGCCGUGUUUGCGACUUCAAGUACAGCCACAAAUAUUCGGUGCAAGACCACGUGUUCACACGUAGCCAUAUAGCUGCAGUUCGCGCGCGAUUGGAGAGUGGUGCUGUAGCCGGCGCGACAGAUGAAAACACGCUCGCGCUGAUGCAGAUGGCAGCGCGCUUGGAUUCUGGCCUGGGCGGAGAACUACACAACGCGUUCCUGCGGCCGCAGCUCGCUGGCAACGGUGAGUGCACGACUUGACCACGGUCCGUAUCGCCUAGCGCUUAGACAGGCGAUACAGGCCGGUUACGGAUACUUAUUAUGUAGAACCUCGCAACGGCGAGCUUCGCUCGAUCGAACGCUUCCAUUCACUUCCAGCGAUGUUUCGAUCACGCUCGAUUCGAGAGAAGCUCAUUCGGGCCGUAACGGUUGUUGAUCUAUUUUUCCUACUAGUGAGUCCUUUUGUCUUAUAUAUUAUGUACGUAAAAUUAGAAAUAGUUUUAUUUUGUCACUGUGCAGUGUUGGUAUUCGGUAAUAUUUCGCCCUUAAUUGCGAGAAACAUAAAGAAUUUUACUACUUUAUCUAAUGAAUAGUAAUAUCUUUUGAUAAAUAUGCGUCAACCCAACCCGGCCGAUGCGAAAGCUAAUAGCGGCACGUACACUGACCGAUUCAAUCUCAGAAAUUAUUUCGUAAUUCAAAUAAUUACUAAGUACUCUAUCUCCCAAAGCGUGCAGCCUGACCGAAACAGUAAAAAACAUUUCCCAAUCAAAUGCAAGGAAUAAUAUGACUUGAAAUUGGUGUGAAAUAGAUUAUUUCUUGAGUAUGAUGCUGGGCUGCUGGGCUGCUUGGUUGGCAAUGGAGUGUUUACUAAUGGUAGUUCGUGAUUGCGUUAUGGGUGGGAGCCGAGAAGUGAUGCGGCGUUGUCUUGGAGUUGUCAUCGCGGCCGAUAGGCGGGCCGGCCGCCUUCUCCACGCCGUUGACUAUUCAAAUGCAAACGAAACACGACAAUGGUAGGAGUUAGGACGUGUGAAGGACGUCGUAUAUUUAAUCAGACCGAUCUGGCGAACAUGAAUUUUUUCCACAUGAAUAAUCAAUUAUUUAAAUGACAUCAAUAGGAAGACUUUCUCGGAAAUUAUGCAUCAAUGGCUAUUGUUUCCUAUAUUUCGGCCGUGUAUAUAUCUGAAUCCGUCGAAAACCAACACUGUGUAGCGAUAUCGACUAAAUUAUCUGUUGCAUAAUAUUAUUCUUCUAGUUUUUCAUAUUUAAAGGUCCUAUUAGGUUUAGUGACAUGUCAAUUGUUUUAGCAUCGUAAUGAACACCAAAUUAUAUAUUUUAGUGAAUUUAAAACUUUAGUUCUAAUAAUGUAAAGUCAUAGCGAAGCCUGAAGUCUAUAAAACUAUUUAAUUAAGGUGCCUUUUAGUCCGAGUGGUUUGUAAAUUAUUGUCUCCCAGCUCCACUGUAAAUAGAUACUAGGGUAUACAUCCAUAGAAAGUGUUACUAGGGUUAGUGAUAGGGCGUUGUAAAUUAUCCGCGGCCACUGCUUUACACCGUGUAUUGCGAAAGGUAUAUCUAUAGUUAGAUAUAAAUUAUAUUGUUUGUCUCCUAGGUAGCUUCUUAUGAACUUGUGAUAUGACUGUAUUUUUAAUUAUUUAGUACUGCACUGACUGUAAAGGCGACAGUAUGCCAGAGCUUAAAAAUACAUACAGACAUAACAUUAGAAGUUCGUGGUACUUUACAUAAUAAUGAGUGUGUGUGUGGGCUCCCGUCGGUUGCAGUUUUUGCUAUUCACCAGUUUCAUUUACAUAAGAGUGGGCCACGAUUGGGGAGUUAGGCGAUAUGCAAAUAUUUUCUUCAAAUUUGAAUGUUUUGCAUAGAAGUCGCUCGUGCGCUCGUACCUACGCUCGCGCCGCUUGCUGCGCACGCGCACCGGGAGCCCCCUAUUCAUGACAUUGUAAUACGAACAUUUUUACCUAAGUCUAGCUCCUUGAUAUGUCUCUAUUCAACUUUCAGAUGCAAAUAUUACAACUUAAACGCCAGUAUAUAAUACAGGGGUACCAUUUAAAUGAUCCAAGUGGAUUUAAAAGAUUUAAAUUUAGAGCAUGCUCAUUUGCAUACAGCUUUUUUAUUUGUUUGUUAUGUUUGUAUUUAUUUUUGUUCUUUGGUUGUUUUUAUUUACUUUUUGUUUUAUGUAGAUAUGUAUUUACGAACGGGAUGAGACUUUUAAUAUUAACAGAUUUAUCCCAAUACGACUUCCAAUAAUUUUAUUUUUAUUUGUAUCAUUUAAUUUUAAUAAUAGACGUGCGAACUGCAUUUAUUGUUUGUGAUUCAAACGACGUCAAUCUUAUACCUACCUAAUUGUUUGACCCAGUGCCUGGACAAAAAAGAUCCAGUAUUGUAAACUUAAUAGUAUUAUUAUAAUUAUUAUUUACAGUUAUUAUAUUUGCAGAAUUCGUUGAAAUAAAUGCAAUAUUUAUAUUACUGA
Molecule: messenger RNA, 10800 nt
Organism: Amyelois transitella
Lineage: Eukaryota; Metazoa; Arthropoda; Insecta; Lepidoptera; Pyralidae
Gene: zfh2
Product: zinc finger homeobox protein 3
Exons: 4
Coding region: 300-8579 (2759 amino acids)
Biological process (GO): regulation of transcription by RNA polymerase II
Cellular component (GO): nucleus
Molecular function (GO): RNA polymerase II cis-regulatory region sequence-specific DNA binding; zinc ion binding; DNA-binding transcription factor activity, RNA polymerase II-specific
Source: RefSeq, a predicted model, not a curated record